Molecule: messenger RNA, 2122 nt
Organism: Merops nubicus (carmine bee-eater)
Lineage: Eukaryota; Metazoa; Chordata; Aves; Coraciiformes; Meropidae
Gene: ANXA6
Product: annexin A6
Exons: 25
Coding region: 1-2019 (672 amino acids)
Biological process (GO): apoptotic signaling pathway; mitochondrial calcium ion homeostasis; neural crest cell migration
Cellular component (GO): cytoplasm; focal adhesion
Molecular function (GO): chondroitin sulfate binding; phosphatidylserine binding; calcium ion binding
Source: RefSeq, a predicted model, not a curated record
AUGGCACCAAAAGGAAAGGUCUACAGAGGGUCGGUGAAGGACUUCCCAGGAUUUGAUGCCAGCCAGGACGCAGAGGCCUUGUACAAUGCCAUGAAAGGAUUUGGCAGUGACAAGGAGGCCAUCCUCGACCUCAUCACGUCCAGAAGCAACAAGCAGCGAGUGGAGAUCUGCCAAGCCUACAAGUCCCAGUAUGGGAAGGACCUCAUUGCAGACCUCAAGUACGAGCUGACGGGGAAGUUUGAGCGGCUGAUCGUGAGCCUGAUGCGGCCCCCGCCCUACAGCGACGCCAAGGAGAUCAAAGAUGCCAUCGGGGGCAUUGGCACGGAUGAGAAGUGCCUCAUCGAGAUCCUCGCCUCCCGCACCAACCAGGAGAUCCACGACCUGGUGGCUGCCUACAAAGAUGCCUACGAGAGAGAUCUGGAGGCUGACAUCAUUGGGGACACGUCUGGCCACUUCAAGAAGAUGCUCGUUGUCCUUCUUCAGGGCGCCAGAGAGGAGGAUGACGUGGUGAGUGAGGACCUGGUGGAGCAGGAUGCCAAGGACCUGCUGGAAGCUGGUGAGCUGAAAUGGGGCACGGACGAGGCUCAGUUCAUCUACAUCCUUGGCCGGCGAAGCAAGCAGCACCUCCGCCUGGUUUUUGAUGAGUACCUGAAGAUUUCUGGGAAGCCGAUCGAGAGGAGCAUCCGAGCAGAGCUCUCUGGUGACUUUGAGAAGCUGAUGCUGGCAGUGGUGAAGUGCAUCAGAAGCACGGCAGAGUAUUUUGCUGACAGGCUCUACAAGGCCAUGAAGGGGCUGGGCACGAGGGACAACACGCUGAUCCGCAUCAUGGUGUCCCGCAGCGAGAUCGACAUGCUGGACAUCCGGGAGGUGUUCAGGACCAAGUAUGAGAAAUCCCUCUACAACAUGAUAAAGGAGGACACCUCUGGGGAGUACAAGAAGGCCCUUCUGAAGCUGUGUGGAGGGGACGACGAUGCGGCAGGGGAGUUCUUCCCCGAGGCAGCCCAGGUGGCCUAUCGGAUGUGGGAGCUUAGUGCGGUGGCCAAAGUAGAGCUGCGAGGAACCGUGCAGCCUGCGGGAAGCUUCAACGACGAUGGGGACGCACAGGUGCUGAGGAAGGCCAUGAAGGGCCUGGGCACAGAUGAAGGGGCCAUCAUAGACGUGGUGACACAGAGGAGCAAUGCCCAGAGGCAGCAGAUCCUGAAGGCUUACAAGGCUCACUAUGGCAGGGACCUGAUGGCAGACCUGAAAUCUGAGCUGUCGGGCAGCCUGGCCAAGCUGAUCCUGGGGCUGAUGCUGACGCCGGCGCAGUACGAUGCCAAGCAGCUGAGGAAGGCUGUGGAGGGGGCUGGCACGGAUGAGAAAGUCCUCAUUGAAAUCAUGGCCACGCGGAACAACCAGGAGAUCAAGGCUAUCAACGAGGCUUAUCAAGAAGCCUACCACAAGAGUCUGGAAGAUGAUCUCAGCUCCGACACGUCAGGGCAUUUCAAGAGGAUUCUCGUCUCCCUGGCUCUGGGCAACCGUGACGAAGGACCAGAGAACCUCACACAGGCACAUGAGGAUGCCAAGGUUGUUGCUGAGACCCUGAAACUUGCUGAUGUCUCCAGCAACGACUCCAGCGACUCCCUGGAGACCCGGUUCCUCAGCAUCCUCUGCACCCGCAGCUACCCUCACCUCCGCAGAGUGUUUCAGGAGUUCAUCAAAAUGACCAACCAUGACGUGGAGCACGCCAUCAGGAAGCGGAUGUCGGGAGAUGAGAGGGACGCCUUCCUGGCCAUCGUCCGGAGUGUGAAGAACAAGCCGGCCUUCUUCGCUGACAAGCUCUACAAGUCCAUGAAGGGUGCCGGCACCGACGAGAGGACCCUCACCCGGAUCAUGAUUUCCCGGAGCGAGAUCGACCUGUUCAACAUCCGGGGCGAGUUCAUGGACCUCUUUGACAAAUCUCUGCACCACAUGAUCGAGAAGGACACCUCCGGUGACUACCGCAAGGCUCUGCUGGCCCUGUGCGGGGGGGAGGACUAGGUGGCCACGGGAGCCCCUUUGUCAUGUCUGAGCCAGCACGCACCCACCGCCUUGACGUCACUGCAGCUUCGGGGGCUUGGGGGCCGCUCGGCUCCCUGUGCAG